Messenger RNA from Ceratitis capitata (Mediterranean fruit fly), 1933 nucleotides. Its product is annotated as mucin-2-like. Gene Ontology annotation, molecular function: chitin binding. Gene Ontology annotation, cellular component: extracellular region. NCBI's taxonomy places the organism in Eukaryota, Metazoa, Arthropoda, Insecta, Diptera, Tephritidae. The transcript is spliced from 6 exons. The record is from RefSeq and is a predicted model, not a curated record. Bases 1 to 1830 code for a protein of 609 amino acids.
AUGUGUUUAAAGUUGGAUUUCCGAGCUCUGCACACUCAGUUGACAUUCGCAGUUGUAGCACUCACGCUUGGCGGUGUGCGUGGGGAAUGUGAUCAAUGUAAUGCUAAUAAUCCUGUGGCCUGUCACAGUCAAACUGUUUAUUCGCUUUGCUAUAACGGUCAGCCCACCAUGGACUUUGUCACUUGCCCCACCGAUUAUAUAUGCACUAAUGAGCCGUUCGUUUGUCGACCAAAAGCGUUGGCAGCAGCUAGUUGUAAUCGGACCAGUACCAGUGCGAAUUCGACGUCUCAAUGCGGCCUUUGCCUCUCUCAAGGUAAAGUUUUUGCUUGCCUCAAUGAGACCACAAUUGCAUUUUGUUUUGGCGACGAUAGUCCACAUUAUGGAUCACUUUCGUAUUGUCCCGAGGGCACAGUUUGCGAUAUAAAUAGUGGAAGUAAUUUCUGUACUGCAGCGACAAAGACGGCGCCAAGUUGCAGAGAGAGUGAUUGGGGAACAACAACAGUAGGACCAGGAACAUCAACAACUACAGCUAUAUCCACAACAACAACAGCUUCCACUACAACUACUACUACAUUCACACCAACAACAACUCCGACAACAGCUACAACUACUACUACUACUACAUCCCCAUCUACAACAACAACAUUUCCGACUACCACUACAACUACAUCCACAACAACAACAACUGUACCGACUACAACCACAACCAUACCCACAACAACAACCACAACCACACCCACAACAACAACAACACCAGUUCCGACUACCACUUCAACCGCACCCACAACAACAACAACAGUACCGACUACAACCACGACAACAACCACAACCACACCCACAACAACAACAACACCAGUUCCGACUACCACUACAACCACACCCACAACAACAACAACACCAGUUCCGACUACCACUACAACCACACCCACAACAACAACAACAGUACCGACUACAACCACGACAACACCAGUUCCGACUACCACUACAACCACACCCACAACAACAACAACACCAGUUCCGACUACCACUACAACCACACCCACAACAACAACAACAGUACCGACUACAACCACGACAACAACCACAACCAUACCCACAACAACUACAACAACAGUUCCGACUACCACUACAACCACACCACCACCAACAACAACAACAACAACAACAGUUCCGACCACCACUACAACUAUACCCACAACAACAACAACAGUACCGACUACAACGACAACCACAACCACACCCACAACAACAGUUCCGACUACAACAACUUCGCCAUCAACCACCACAUCUGCAACUACUACGGAGCAUACGUUAACACCAAAGGAAAUUUGUGAACAGAGAAACGAAACGGGAAAUAUUGCACAACCCGAAGAUUUUACAUGCAAAACUUUUUUAUAUUGCCAAUAUACGAACGGUGUUUGGAGUGGACAAAUAUCCACUUGUCCAGCUAAUCAAUGGUUUGAUCCAAAUUUACGUAUAUGUUCAGCAGCAUAUACAUGUCCCACUGCAACAACAAUAACGCCAGCAACGACGUCAACAACAACAACAGUUCCGACUACUACUACAACCACACCUACAACAACGACAACAACGACAGAAGCCACAACCACUACGGAAAGUUCACUUACACCCGCAGAAUUGUGUGAGAAGAAUGGCGAAACCCAAGCAAGAAUGGCGCAGCCCGGCGAUACUACAUGUAAAAAGUACAUAUAUUGCACGAAACCUUCAACCAAGUGGAUUGCUCAGCAAAGAGAAUGCCAAAAUUAUUUUGAUCCGGUGGCAAAAUCAUGUUCGGAUACUUGUCCAAGCACAUGCGAAACCUGCUCGUAACUUAACAUACAUACAUAUGUACUCGUAUUGUUUUUAAUUUCUUUCAAUUUUUGUCUGAUUCUCCACAUCAACUUUAAAAGGAGAAUCCGGGAAACAUAAAUAA